AAUCAAAGCAAGACCAUCCCUCCCGCUCAUAAAACCUCUCCUCUUCACAUCCUCCAAUUACCACCUUCCCACCUCUCUCUCUAUCUCUAUCUCUAUCUCUAUCUCUUUGUCUUCGAAAAUGGCAAACCAAAGCAUAGGAGAAGAGCAGGAAGCGCUCUUCCAGUCCUCUCCAUGCGCCCUCUACUACGUUCAGAGCCCCUCCACUGCCUCCCAUGCCAACAGCCACCCUUCAGAGUCUGCCCUCCUCUCUCCCUUCACAAAUGAGACCUUUGACAAUAACCAAUCCCGCGAGGCCUCCCGCUUCACCCUCUCCCGCUACUCCUCCUCCCGGGGCUCCAACAACUCCUUCCUUCAUGAAAAAAAGAUGGCAUACGACCUCCAGAGCAAUGACAGCCGCUUUAAAAGUGGUGGCUGCCAACGUCUUAAGAUCAUUACCGGCAAUGAGGAUGAUGGGGGUGAUGGUACUAGAAGGAAAAAUGGGCUUUGGAGGUUUGUGUCUUUGGACCCUUCUUCAUCCUUCUUCUGCGUCACUUUCCAGGUGAUUUGGAGGCUUCUUCUCAGCAUGGGGCUCGCGCUGCUUGUGUUCUACUUGGCGACGAAGCCCCCGGCCCCAAAGGUUUCCUUCAAGAUAACGGCAGUCAAACAAUUUCACCUUGGAGAAGGGCUGGAUAACACAGGAGUGGUGACAAAAAUCUUAACUUGCAAUUGCUCCAUGGAUAUGGAGGUAGACAAUUAUUCCAAGGUCUUUGGUUUGUACAGCCACCCACCAACCAUGCAAAUGGCUUUCGGACGCUUCAAAUUCGCAAGCUCUCAGGGUGAGGAAUCAUAUGUCGACAGCAAAAGUUCUUUAACAUUAAGGCAGUACGUAGGUGCAAAGAACAAGCCAAUGUAUGGAGCUGGGAGGGGCAUGCAAGAUAUGCUGGAGUCUGGUAGGGGCUUGCCUUUAGUGGUUAGAGUGAAGUCAAGAUCUAGUUAUCAUGUGGUCUGGAACCUAGUAAGACCAAGGUAUCAUCACCAUGCAGAGUGUCUCCUGAUCCUUGAAGGUUCAUAUGAUGAGCAACAUCAUACUCAGAGAUACAAUAGUACUUGCACCUUCUCCACUUCUCAUGCAUGACAAGCAUGGCAUACUCCAAUUCCUAUUGUGUAUAGAGGCUUUGCUUCAACUUUUUGGUUCAUGGUUGAUAUAUAGAUAUACCAAAUUAUCAGGUGUUGCAAGUAACAAUAUGUUUCUCUGUAAUGAGGGGACUUGUGCAUGCAUUGCUUGUAUCUGCAUGUCAGCAAAAGUGAAUGAGCAUUGCCCCCAUGGUCAGACCCCUUUGCCCUGCAAGGGGAUGUUCCAAGUUCAAAGUCUUCAGUGGUGCAUUUGAAAGUACAUGGAUCUGGAUACUUAUAUCCAUUCUUUUGUUUUAAA
Molecule: messenger RNA, 1411 nt
Organism: Phoenix dactylifera (date palm)
Lineage: Eukaryota; Viridiplantae; Streptophyta; Magnoliopsida; Arecales; Arecaceae
Product: delta-latroinsectotoxin-Lt1a protein
Source: RefSeq, a predicted model, not a curated record